AUGUCAGGUCCAAAUAAAUCAUCUUCGACAAACAUGGCCCGUCCGUUGCUUUAUCCAACAUCGGCAGAGAUUUAUGCUCAGCAAUACACUUCGCAGCUGUCCUCGACAUUUGAGCGCCAAAUCAAUUUGACAGGGAAUUAUUUUCCUUUUCUAGAAGUUUCAACCCGGAGAACUUCAAGCCAAAAUUACAAUACCCCGCCAUCACGACAAAGCUUUCACGGUGAAGACACAAGAACGACCUUGUCUCAUCAAACAACACCGAUACCAGACUAUCUCCUUCAGCCAAUUUAUCCGUGGAUGAAGUCAAAGAAAGGCGGUAAAUCGGACUUUGGAUUUGGUAGGUCAUCUUUUUGGCAACUGCUGAUAACCUUAUUUUUCUUUUGGAUAACUUGUCCGUAGCUUUUUAGCGUGAGAUGGAAUCUGGAGGUUUUUUUUUUUUUUCCUGCGGCUUAGAAGAAAGCGGAACAAAGCUAAUCCGGUUUUCCUUCAUUCACUUGGCGCACGACGACUCAGUAGUUGACUUACAAACAUUGAAUGACCUUUUCGAGAUUUUAGAAUGGUUCGUUUGUCCUCUAUUAUAUAAUAUUGAGUAUCUCUUCUGUCAAAAGGGCGGAGGUUUGAAGAGUAAGAUGUCUCUUCUUGUGAUUAAUGAAGUCCGCAUUGAGCUAAUUUUGUUGCUCGGUGAGCUGAUAGAUGCCAACGAAAGAUCGCAUGUUGACAUUCAUUUGUAACAGGCAGUACACGGGGAUGUUUGCAAACAUCUACCUGACAUUGUUAGCAUGUUGAGACGUUCUCAUUGGUGAGAGAGUUUGUUUGAUUAUGGGACCAUGUGCCUAUUGAAUAACAAAUAGACAUCCCAUUAGAUCUGAAGUGAAAUCUUCCUUUACCCGAAUUUAAAGCUUGAACUUUGAGCAAUUGGGGCGGAAGAGAACUGUUACUUAUAAAGUAAGUCGUUUCUUAGAUGUGGGAUUCCGAGUCAUUGUUCUAUUUUAAAUUGCCUUUUCAAAUUUCUAUUCAUUUCACACCAGCAUUUAGUGCUGAUUUUCAAAAUUGCGUUCGAACCCAUGGCCUUGGACAGUUCGCUUAUGCUAGCUGUUUCCCCCCGCAUGUUGUCAUUUAAAAAUGCUUUGCUUUUCUUCAAUGAGAGCUUUCUUUUCAUGUCUCCUUUAUUUCAAAUUUUCAGGCCAGAGACAAGCGAAGCGGCACAGAACGAGUUAUACGAACAAGCAGCUUCUAGAAUUGGAGAAAGAGUUUCACUUCAACAAGUAUCUGUGCAGUUCUAGAAGGAGCGAGAUUGCAAAGACCCUUAGUCUGUCUGAACGACAAGUCAAGAUCUGGUUUCAAAACCGUCGAAUGAAAUGGAAAAAAGAUGAAAAAGUUAAUGAAGGCCCCGAGAAAACUAGUCCGCGAUUUAUGGACACCCAAGAAACACAGCGACACAUAAUGUCUUGUUCCCCUCUCUGCCAUUCACCGCCCGUUCGUCAAGCGUGUCAAGCUGAAAACUUUCACUGA
This is a messenger RNA of Pocillopora meandrina, 1512 nucleotides long. NCBI's taxonomy places the organism in Eukaryota, Metazoa, Cnidaria, Anthozoa, Scleractinia, Pocilloporidae. The record is from the annotation of a GenBank genome assembly.